Messenger RNA from Dendronephthya gigantea, 2030 nucleotides. RefSeq names its product epithelial discoidin domain-containing receptor 1-like. The record is from RefSeq and is a predicted model, not a curated record. Lineage: Eukaryota; Metazoa; Cnidaria; Anthozoa; Malacalcyonacea; Nephtheidae. The coding region runs from base 343 to 1338 and encodes 331 amino acids. The transcript is spliced from 6 exons.
GGCAUUCAAGGUUUUGGCGGUGGAUACGUUUCAAAUUUUACCAUACAGUACAAGAGAAGAGAAGCAGAAAAACACUGGCGAAAUUUUGUGAAGAGACUACCAUUUAACACCAGUCACAUUGUGACAUUCGAGGGUAACAGCGAUAACAUUUCCAUCGUACACAAAAGAUUUAAAGGAUCUCGCAUUCUUCGGUAUCUCCGAUUUGUUGUCCUUGGAGGCGUGGGCGAAAGGUGGUGCACAAGGCUAGAAUUAUAUGGAUGCGAUUGGGAAAACAAAGACGGUCUGGUUUCCUAUCAAUCAGCUCAAGGCAACAUUCGUGGUUUCAACGAUACAGCGGUGACAAUGAACGAUGUAACAUACGACGGUACUGUGGAGCAUUAUGGGCGACGAUUUGGAGUUCUACAGGGGGGAUUAGGGCAACUUACAGACGGUGAUGUUGGCGGCGACGCCUUCUGGCUGGAUAAUGGCAACGGCAAGAGCUUCGAAUGGGUUGGUUGGUACGAUCUCGUCAACUUGAAGCCGUCCAUAUUGUUCGAAUUUGAGCAUCCACGACGAUUCCAUAAGAUCUUAUUUCAUGGCAACAAUAGACCAGGCAACGUGAGGGUUUUUAAAAACUUGCUCGUGGCCUUCAGCAUGGAUGGUUCGUACUUCUCAAGGAAAUUUGUAUUCUAUCCAAGUAAUGGUAUAAAAAUGAAAAGAAAUCAGAGUAUGUGGAUUGAAGUAGAUUUACACGGACAUAUUGGAAAGUAUUUAAACUGCGAGUUCUCUUACGAGGGAAAAUGGAUCGUGCUAAGUGAGAUUAGGUUCGCGACUGAGGAAUACAAAGGUGAAAGCAAUACCAAUAAAGAGACACCCACGAAAGGAAGAGAAAAUACUCCGUCUGUAAGAAAAACGGAACGUGAACUGAAGGAAACGAACAAAUUCUUGAGUCUGCAGGGUAUUAUUGCAAUGGCUGCGGUGGGCGCAGCACUGUUACUACUCACCGUGCUAUUCAUAAUAUGGCUGACGAGAGUGCACCAAGAAGGCGAAGACGGUGAAUAUCCGAUAAGGAAUGUUAACCGCAUCGUGAACUCGUUGAAGAGAGGAACAUUGCAGGGGAAAGAGGGCAAGAAACCGAGGCAUUACAGUUCAUCAAGCGAGUCCGAUGAGGAUGUUGAGAAUUUGAUGGUGAGGAAAAUGAAUAACGACGUACCCAGAGACCAGCCUUGGUUUAAAUCUCUGGAUAAGCACAAAAUGAACAACAUGGUCAUGAUGAACAACACGAAAUCUUGGGAUGAUAAAAAGUUAGGGGACGAUGUUCCAGAAAAGGCCUUGGAUCUCGUGCAACUGGAUGUGUAAAUAUUCUUAUUUAGAGUUAACUAACAUGCGACUUAUAGAUACAACUUAUAUAAUUACCUACAAGUCUUUUAAAAUAUAAAUAGAGAUAAAUAUGUACAUGCAGAAACUCGUUCCAUUGUUGCCUUUAAAUUAAACGCAAUUAUUCCCUGCAUGAUUUAUUUUAGACGAUAAUUAGCUAUAAGGCCUGCCAUCAAUAUGAUUAUCAUAUUUCUAAAUAACUCUAACAAGAUCUAAAGCUCUCCGUCAAAUUAUACAUAUAACCUUGCAUGUUAUAUUUGAAGAAACCAUGCGUGAAUAUCAGUAUCACUAUCGCAUGGUAUAGAAUAUAAAUAUAUACUAAUACUAACCUUUGUAAUUUCAUGGCGGAAGGUUUUUCAUGGCUUAAUUAUUUCUAGAUUUAAUAUGUUAAUUAAGAGGACUUAAUUUCGUGUAAAUCAUUAAAUUGUAGAUAAAUUGAGAAACGAACAGCCAAUUAACUCUACCGAUUGCAAAAAGGUCUACGUAUAUUCAACAUUCAUAUUCAGACUAAUUUAUAAGCCAAUAUUUUGGGUUAUGUAAUUCUGCAUGGCUGUUUGUUUUAAAACGUGAGAAAAAUAAUUUACUUUUACACAAUAAACAUGCUGUUAAGAAACAUCACUGUUGGGGAAGCUAAACCACAGAUAAAAAGCGAAACAAGGUUUAAAAAGAUCGAA